GUUUUGCUCAGUGAUGUUGUUCGUCGUCUGGAGUUGAAAGAAAAGAAGUUCGAGGUGUUUACCGCUGCAACUGAGGAUGAGCUCGAUGAAUUUUGGACGUCGUUAUCUGCUCUUGACGAAGAAUUCCAUUUGGGUCAUGACGAGAAAGUGAAUACGACAAACGUCACCCAAGGUGUAAAAGAAUUCCUUUUACACUGCUGCAGAGAGAGGCACUACUUUUUUGACAUCCUUAAAUGUGGAAAUCCAGAGUGUUCUACAUGCCCCGCUCCUAGACUCCCGGGAGCUGAAUUUGCGAAGCUACGGCAUUUGCCUGACCCUGUUCCUGGUAACGAUGGUCACUAUAAACCAUUUGGUGAGGUCUUCGGGACAACAACCACGGAAGACGAUCGUCCAUCGAAAGCCAAUUCAAAAGAGAAGGCCUUACCGUUUUACCCUAGUGUCCAGCAUGUUAAGAAUACGCAGAUGAUGCUACUGUGUGAAGAAUGCUCAAUGUGGAGGCUGGUCUAUUCGAAGCGAAAGUUAAAGCAAGUGGAAAAGACAAAUAUCCAGCGUGCACUAGAUGGCAUGUCUUUUUCUUGUGGGGCACAGUUGCAAGAUGCUGACAUUCCGGAGCAUCUUAAAGAUACUGUUUUUGUACGCCGGAUGGGUUGCGAACAGCCAGUCGAGAAGCUGUAUUACUCAGCUAAGUUUGAAGACAUUUGUGUCCACUGUUCGGGUGAUGAUGUUGCUCCGUGGAGUGACUUGGAGGAAUAUUAUCCUCAGUGUGACGGUUGCUCUGCGAAGCCCAAGAUUCCAAAUGCCAAGAAGAAGAAGAAAUGA
Paramuricea clavata is the source of this 819-nucleotide messenger RNA. NCBI's taxonomy places the organism in Eukaryota, Metazoa, Cnidaria, Anthozoa, Malacalcyonacea, Plexauridae. The record is from the annotation of a GenBank genome assembly.